Gadus macrocephalus (Pacific cod) is the source of this 2157-nucleotide messenger RNA. RefSeq names its product RNA-binding region (RNP1, RRM) containing 3 (gene rnpc3). The transcript is spliced from 16 exons. Gene Ontology annotation, biological process: mRNA splicing, via spliceosome. Gene Ontology annotation, cellular component: U12-type spliceosomal complex. Gene Ontology annotation, molecular function: protein binding; pre-mRNA intronic binding; U12 snRNA binding. Lineage: Eukaryota; Metazoa; Chordata; Actinopteri; Gadiformes; Gadidae. The coding region runs from base 189 to 1718 and encodes 509 amino acids. The record is from RefSeq and is a predicted model, not a curated record.
AUCAUCAAUUGUUUAUUGCGGAAGUAGACCAUGUGUUGUUGAUGCCCGGAGCUAAUGCUAGCUUGGUGAAUAUUCACUUCAAUUGGCAAAUGUUUCAUUUAUAAGUUGGGGUUUAUUGUGUAAUUAAAGUGAAAUAUAUCUGAUUCGAUUCGUUACUAGCUUCCAAACCCCACAUUGAGCAGAGUGAAAUGGACAAGGAUGACGGGUUGGUCAAGGCAAAUCAAAGUAAAACUCUGCUUGUGCGGCACCUACCGUCCGAGCUGGGUCCAGAGGAGAAGGAGGAUCUACUCAAGUACUUCGGAGCCUCCUCAGUCAGGGUUUUCUCAGACAAAGGCUCACUGAAACAUGCUGCAUAUGCAACCUUCGGCAGUGAGAAGUCUGCAGCAAAGGCCCUGAACCGGCUCCACCAGCUGCAGAUCCUCAGUCACACACUUGUUGUGGAGUUUGCCAAGGGCCAAGACCAGAUCACUGUGUUAAAAGACCCACCAGUAUCGGGAAGAGCUACAGGUGACGAUGAGGAGAAGAAGAAACAGCCAAGCAUACCCCUCAUAGAGAUCGGAGUGGCACCUGGCCUUGGGUUGAAAUUUCAAACAAGUCCCAGUUUGAAAUAUUUAUACCCACCCCCAUCAAAUGCAAUCCUUGCAAAUAUAAUGCAUGCCCUCCUGAGUGUGCCAAAGUUUUAUGUUCAGGUUCUUCAUCUGAUGAACAAGAUGAAUUUGCCAUGUCCCUUUGGACCUGUGACACCCCGGCCCCCUGUGUACGACCUGGCGCCCGGCCCCAUGCCGCCGCCCUUCCCCCCCGACUUCCCCCCCCUACCCCAGGAGGACAUGGACCUGUCCAGCGAGCCCGAGUCGGAGUACGACAGCGGAGAUGACGACGAGAACAAAGAGAGGGUUGCCCGACUGAUGGGUCUGGUCAACCAGGCGUGCAAAAGGCCCCUGCGAACCAAAGGGACUUCCAAGAGGAAGAAGCCCAGGAUCCAGCACCUACUCUCUGCUCCCCCCAAAGCAGACCCCCAUAGCGCUCCAGGCCCCGUGCUGAACCCCUCGGACGUGUUCGAGCAACCCCAGCCUGCAGGGCCCAAGAAGAUCGAGUUCCACAUCUCGGUGCCCGAAGUGGCGGCCAUACUGGACGGAGGGGCCCCGGGGCCCACGGCGGAGCCGGCCCAGGACAGUGCAGAAGGACUGGAGCGGGAGACGACGGGGGGCAUUGAGGAAGAGGAGGAGGCCGAAGGCUUUGGUAAGCUGUACCCCAGCGGCCCGGCUUCGCAAGAGCAGGAGCAGGACAGCCAGGAUGAGGAGGACCUUCCCUCCCACCUCAUCUCCAGGAGGGAGCUGGAGAAAGGCCGGCUGUCUAGAGAUGAGAUUAAAAGGAUGUCUGUGUUUAAGAACUAUGAGGCGGGCGAGCCGACGUGCCGACUGUACGUGAAGAAUAUCGCUAAGCAAGUGGAGGAGAAAGACCUGAAGUUCAUCUAUGGGAGAUACAUUGACCCAUCAUCGGAAGCAGAAAGGAACAUGUUUGACAUCGUGUUAAUGAAGGAGGGCCGUAUGAAGGGCCAGGCCUUCGUGGGUCUCCCCAGUGAGCGCUGCGCUGAGAAGGCCCUGCGGGACACCAACGGCUACGUCCUCCAUGACAGGCCCCUCGUCGUGCAAUUUGCCAGGUCUGCUAAACCCAAAGCAGAUGUUCCCGACCCAAAGAAGGGAUCCAGGCCACGGUGAAUACAGCAGAUGGCAAGCCUCGAUAUUGUGGCCCUGCAGCAUCGUUUGUAUCCUUAUUCUGGCAUAUCCUUUGGAAGUAAUGGUUAUCACUGGCUCAUUACAUGAAUCAUGGUUGUAAUGUAUUGAGGACAUCUCGGUAUAUUCAACAUUAAUUGCUGUUCUGCACAGGAAUACCAGUAUUUUUUAAGCUGAACCUGUAUUCUACCCCAUGGUGACUCGAUCAUUAUGCACUCCAAUACAUUUUACUAAUGGUCAGAAAGAGAUUGAAGCCCAGUGUGUUUCUCUCUUCUUUGCAAAUUGUGCGUAACUCUUCCUAAAGCCUUGCUUCACAAUACCCUCUAUCCUAUCUGAUUUAAAUCACAGGUGACGCAAACCAGUGGAGGUGAAGACCUAAUUUUAAUGUUCCUGAAUUUGAAUAAAAAUAUUUUUGUUCAAACGA